GGUUUCCGUAAAACUCCACAGUUUAGUAGUAUAUCAAAGGUAUGAAAAGUUCGGCUGUGACAUUUAUAAUAUAGAACGUGACUCUGCACAAAUCUAUUUAUAAUUAGAUUUUAAAAUUCGGCUUUAGUGUUCAGGUUAAGUCACGCGUAAAUACAUGUUUUUGACAGCAGUUUCGUGGGCGGAAAUUGUCACACAAGGCAACUCGUAUUUCCUGCACUCUAGGAUUCAAAGCGGGAAAAGGGAACUUCAGUGACUGAACUACGCGAACACCCUUGAAAGUGCUUGUCGAGACAAACAAGCGAAACAACGGACAGCAACAGCAGCGAGCGAGUACGUUAGCGUGAAGUCUGUAACGGGAGAGAAAUCCGAAAACCGUUAGCAGUACAACGACUAUUUUAACAUUACAUAACUAAAUGUUAUCAUCAACGACACGCUCGUUUUUCUUCUAUUUGAUUUAAAUUUUUUGUAAAUAGGCGUUUCGUUAUUUACUCACAGGAAGCAAACGAGGACUUCCUGGGGUAUGUUGACUUGCGAGAGGACGAAAACACUUUUUUCUAUUUUGAAUAGAAUAAAAUGAAGCCAAGGCGACUACAGAGGCAAACAGAACCACGAUGGCAAGGAAAAGCAGUUACAGCUAAGGACAGGACAACAUCGUGUGUGUCCUCUUGUGCUCGUGUGAAACCUUUUGCUGGCAAAGUGUUUUAUCUGGACCUGCCAUCAAACAAAACUGCAGAAACUCUAGAGAGUGACAUUAAACAACUGGGAGGGACUGUUGAAAAGUUUUUCAGCAAGGACAUUAGGUAUCUGGUAUCCAACAAGAGGGAGGCUAGAUAUGUGCAUUGCCUCAGGCUGGACUCGCCUGUUCCCAGCCCAGAGUCUGGACCGAGUUCACCUCACCUUCGUUCAAAACUGAAGCAGUCUGGAAGUCUUGGGGACAACGUACAAAGCCGGUCUCAGGGCCAAACAGACACUACUGUCACAAGUCGAGGGAAGUCUUUGGUGGAGAGAGUUGUAAAAGAGCAGGAGAGGGUACAAUUGAACAAGAUUCUGUCAAAUGCUCUAGAGUGGGGUGUGAAAAUCCUCUACAUAGAUGAUGUGAUAGCUUAUGUCCACAAGAAAAAAAAGCUUGUGAGCAGCCAUGGUCCCGCUACCACUUCUGUCAAAACAAUUGUCAAAGGAGCGCAAGCAGCAAAUCAGGUCUCACAGAAACGCAAAGGAGGGCGGCUCAGUAAACCUUUCAUCAAGAUUGAGGACUCAAGCAGACACUACCGUCCAAUCUGCCUCACUAUGCCAAACAUGCCUGAGUUCAACCUGAAGACUGUUCCUCCCUGUAGUCCCUUCUGUUUGGAUGACAAGGAUCCUGCAGUGACCAAGCAGGGGGCUCACAGAGGUGCAAAAGCCUCAGCGAGCGAUGAGAGGGCGCACGGUCGAAAGAAAAACCGGGACAAGAAGCGAAGUGGCUACUGUGAGUGCUGUGUGAUCAAAUAUGAAAAUCUGGCCACGCAUCUUCAGAGUGAGCGUCACAGGGCUUUCUCUAGGAGCGAUGAGUACUCGGUAGUGGACCGGUUGGUUUCAAGCCUUCACAGUGGCUUCAUCCACAUGACAAGGCCAAAAUGCAGUGUUUCUUCUGUUCUUGUUUCUCCUCUGUCAUGUGUAAAAAGUGACCUAAGGCACAUGAGAAACAUGACUGUUGCUGGGUGUGCAGGAUCAUAUUCAGGAAAUGCUUCAAAAAUGAGAUUACUUACUGGCUCGGCUACUCUGACUUAUACAGAGGGUGACGGGGAAAAACGUUACCCUUAUUCAUGCGCAUCUCUUGCACCUGAACAUCCAUGCACUUCAAGAACUGAGGGUCAAAACCCUCCACUUAGGACAGAAACACCACCCCCUACAGGAGACCGUCUGGGCUCUUUUCCCUUGGCGCUUACUCAGGUCAACCCAGUGGACCAAAUCUCUCAAAUGGAAAUAAACAGUUCAGACUCAAUCCCCCGAAAUGUGGAUAUACAGAAUGACAUUUCCUCAAGAAGUGUUUAUGUUAUGACAAAUCACCAAGAAGAGUCUGACAUGAAUAAGGACCUUUUACUGGUUGAAACUCUUGUGGAUGGAAAUGAAAUACUAGAGAAAAGUACUGAAAACUGUCUCGCAGACAGGGAAGAGGAUGGUUUCCCUAUAGAAAGCUUUUCUCCAGAACGGAAAAUAAGAAGGAAGGCAAGAGUUUUUAAACGUAGAAGACCAAAGGUGGACGCGGCAGUUGGACAGGUAAAGCCAAAUGAUGUUCCUGACAACUCUGUACUGAAACUCUGGGAGCUUUUUCAGUCCAGUGACGACAUGAACGUAGAGUUUCAUGGAUUUGAGGAUUAAGAAACGACACCCAAACAGGUUUUCUUCUCUUCAGACCACACAUUUGGUGAAAUAAUCUAAAUUACAAAUACAAUAAUUACCAGAAUGGCUAAUCUUAGCUACAUUUGAUGUUAGACUAAAGAAUGCUGAUGAUGUCUUGUAUGAUUUAGCUUUAAGCAGUAAAAAUGGAAAAAACAAACCUUUUUUAAAAAAUGUACACUAAACUAAUAUUCCCAGAAUGGCAAAUACUUGUAUUAAAAGUAGAUAUUUGAUGAGCCCUUUGAGCUUUAUUGCAGACUGGAAUGUCAAACUUGCACGUUUGAUAUUUCAGCUGUCUCUCUGCUUAACACUGAAUGUGAAUUUAAAACGGAAGCUUCAGUGCAGCUCUGUUGAAAUAUCAAAUCUUCCCCAGCAUGGUGAUUGAUGCUCUUACAUAAAACCUGUACUUGUUUGUAUUAUGAUGUGAGUGGCCUGCAGGUCAUAUGUGUUUUACCUGACAUUAAAUUUGACAUUUUAGGAUUUUUCCUAAGUGCACCGUUUCAGUGA
Messenger RNA from Betta splendens (Siamese fighting fish), 2883 nucleotides. RefSeq names its product DBF4 zinc finger (gene dbf4). Gene Ontology annotation, molecular function: protein serine/threonine kinase activator activity; nucleic acid binding; zinc ion binding. The transcript is spliced from 12 exons. Gene Ontology annotation, biological process: positive regulation of nuclear cell cycle DNA replication; regulation of cell cycle phase transition. Gene Ontology annotation, cellular component: nucleus; Dbf4-dependent protein kinase complex. The coding region runs from base 574 to 2358 and encodes 594 amino acids. The record is from RefSeq and is a predicted model, not a curated record. Lineage: Eukaryota; Metazoa; Chordata; Actinopteri; Anabantiformes; Osphronemidae.